This is a messenger RNA of Gavialis gangeticus (Gharial), 1629 nucleotides long. It is a transcript of the gene BTG1, whose product is annotated as BTG anti-proliferation factor 1. The transcript is spliced from 2 exons. Gene Ontology annotation, cellular component: nucleus; cytoplasm. Gene Ontology annotation, biological process: negative regulation of cell population proliferation; negative regulation of mitotic cell cycle. Bases 180 to 692 code for a protein of 170 amino acids. The record is from RefSeq and is a predicted model, not a curated record. Lineage: Eukaryota; Metazoa; Chordata; Crocodylia; Gavialidae.
CUCUCCGCGGGAGAUGCGCGCGGUGCUGACGGUGCCGCCGCCGCAGCGCUGCAGCCGGAGCGGGAGGAAGAAGCGGCGGCGGCGGGGGCGGAGGAGGAGGCGGCGGCGGCUCCUGCAGCCCCCGGGCCGUGAGCCGGGCGCCGCCGCCCCCUAGAGCGAGCCGGCCGGCUGCCGCCCCCAUGCAUCCCGCGCUGUACACCCGGGCCACCAUGAUCCGCGAGAUCGCCGCGGCCGUGGGCUUCAUCUCCAAGUUCCUGCGGACCAAGGGGCUGAUGAACGAGCGGCAGCUGCAGACCUUCAACCAGAGCCUGCAGGAGCUGCUGGCAGAACACUAUAAACAUCACUGGUUCCCCGAAAAACCAUGCAAGGGAUCAGGUUACCGAUGUAUCCGGAUCAACCACAAGAUGGAUCCUCUCAUUGGACAGGCAGCUCAACGGAUUGGACUGAGCAGUCAGGAACUGUUCCAGCUUCUUCCAAGUGAACUCACCCUAUGGGUUGACCCAUAUGAAGUCUCCUACCGUAUUGGAGAGGAUGGCUCAAUCUGUGUGCUGUAUGAAGCAGCCCCAGCAGGAAGCAGUCAAAAUAACACCAACAUGCAAAUGGUAGACAGCAGAAUAAGCUGCAAGGAGGAACUUCUCUUGGGUAGAACAAGCCCUUCCAAAAGCUACAAUAUGAUGACUGUAUCGGGUUAAGAUAUAAUCUAUGGAUGGAUCACCUUUUUAAAAUGGAUGGAUAAAUUUGGUUUUUACUUUGGGUGGGGCACCUCUGGGGAUGGAUUAUGGAAUUUAAACCAUGUCACAGCUGUGAAGAUCUGGCACACAAUAGAGAGUGGUAAACUUUAAAGUGACAGUGCCAUAGUUUGGACAGUACCUUUCAGUGAUUUAAUAGCCUGUGAGUUGAGUCAAAAUGAUCAUCAUUUGCUAGGGAGUGAAGAAGGCUUAGGAAGGUUCAGCUUUUCCCAGAUAUCUAUCUCAAUUUCUAUACCAGUCCUUUCAACCCAAAUCUGUAUUUAUCAAGUGAUUCUCUGCAGUAGGUCUUGCAGAGUAAAUUUGCACUAUUACAUUUUUAGAUUGUUACCAUUUUUGACAGCUCAGUAACAAGGCUUGUUAUAUGCAGGACAGUACUGGAAACUUUAUUGUAGACUUUUACCUAGCGCUUACACUAUGUAUAAAUUUACAUAAGACAAACUAGUAAGCAUGACCUGGGAAAAAUGGUCAGAACUUCAUUUUUUUUUGGCCUUGAAAGUAGCAAGUGACCAGAAUUUGCCAUGGCAACAGGCUUUAAAAAGACCUUACAAAGACACUGUCUGAACUGUGGUGUUAGCACCAGCCAGCUAUCUGUACAUUUGCUAGCUUGUAGUUUUCUAAGACUUGAGUAAACUUUUUAUUUUUAGAAAGUGGAGGUCUGGUUUGUAAUUUCCUUGUACUUAAUUGGGUAAAAGUCUUUUCCACAAACCACCAUCUAUUUUGUGAACUUUGUUAGUCAUCUUUUAUUUGGUAAAUUAUGAACUGGUGUAAAUUUGUACAGUUCAUGUAUAUUGAUUGUGGCAAAGUUGUACAGAUUUCUAUAUUUUGGAUGAGAAAUUUUUCUUCUCUCUAUAAUAAAUUGUUUCCUAUCUUGGCAUUUUAA